GAGGGGAAAUUUGCCGAGAGGGGAAUUCGUCACGUAACGUUUUCGCUUCGCGAAAAUUUUGGAUUGACACCACGUAUAGAAACCUUAGGACAAAGUUCUUUGUCAAAAACGUGUUCUGAAAAAUCGACCAUCUCGAGCCACCCUAGUGGUCAUUUGCCAACCUAGGCUACUCAAUGGGAUGAACUGUUGCAAGAACGAAUGAAUCCACUUUUGCGUUGGUGUGCUUAUGAGAGAAUUACUCUCCCGCAAUGAGCACUAUUCUCCCAGUAAAAUUUGGUAGCGUUCUUCUCUUAGCUGUCGGUUGUGAGUGAAACAAAAUGAAUUCGGGGCUGGAAUUUUGCUCACUACUCACUCACUGAGUGGCUUGAGAGCAGUGAGCAUACGUUCACUGACUUUGGAUUGGAAUCACAUUCGCUCAUGAAAUAUUGCGGAUGAUCCGAUCGGCUUUGAGUGAGUGAUCGAGUACGAAUUCAACUGAAUUACACAGGACCCUUGCCGAUCGAAAUCAGACGAUUCAAAGACAACCUAAAUUGUAACCCAGAAAAAAGUUUCGAAUUAAAAAUUUAACUUCCAACACAAGUCGGUUGCACAUUGUAAUUGAUCAACUCUGGAUCAACUAUUUUUCUAUUUUUCAAGAAGAAAUUAAGAAAAGCUCAAUAAGAAAAGUAUUAUUCAAACUCCAAAAAAUUGUUGCCAUAAAUAUAGUUAAAUAACAACUUUUAAGUUCAUCUCCGGAUACCAAAAUCGGAAGUUUUCUCAACUAGACAAAACUAGACAAAUACUCUUUUCAAAUCUGUGAGGCAUAUUUGAAGCAAAAACAAAUGAAAACAACACUUAUCGACAAUACUUGUUUUAAUGAAAAUCGAUUCAAUACUGUAAGCUAUUCGAAGACGAACCAAAACCAAUUCUCACAACAACAACAUCAACAAAAAAAGACAUUCGUUUAUAGAGUGCAACAAAAGUAAAGGCACCGAUUAAUCGAUGCUUUUUAUAUUUAUUAAACUGACACGACACACACAACAAAUACAUGGAACACACACACACGUGCAGAAAUGGAAAUACUACGCUGUUUACACUUUAAUAAGGAUACAUUUGAUGAAAGGUGGGAUAAACUGAUAAGCAAUAAAACUUAGUUUUUUAAAUGAUGUAAAUUCAUUGACUUGGCGAUGAAAAGAGAGAAAGAGAGAAAAUAUGUACAUGUCGAUACAAAUGGACAACAAAAAAAUAAAUAAAUAAGAAGUAAACUUAUUAUACACUAAAUUAUACACUUUAAUGAAAAAAAAAAACAAAAGCAAAAUGGGGGUGUUAUUAUCAUACUUAUGGAGCAAACUAUUGAUUAAAAAAAGAACAUCAAAGCAAAUGUGCAAAACGAGAAAAAAUACACGGAAAAUUAAGAGAAAAAAAAAUCACACGAAAGCUGGUGUAACAUUUGUUGACUUUGAAAGAGAGCGGAAAGAAACCGAAAAACCAAACAACAACAGCAAACAAGAGUUGUGAGCGUGUCUUUGCAGCAGUGUAGGAAAGUACGCUAGGCUAAGCUUUGUUGGAGAACGUAGUGCGCGAGCUUCCGAGUGUAGUAGAACCUCCCCUUUGGCUCACCGAAAUGCAACGAGCAGCGUUUCGUGAGAUACAUUUCAAUGUGUGAUGAGUGUGUAGAAAUGUGUGUUACUGGUGGAAUUUUCCAGUAAAUGGGGAAGAGGUGUAGUGUGAUUGGAAGACACACUGGUUUAUAUUUUUGUUUGAAUGUUCAGUUUUUGAGUUUGAGCUUUCAGCAGAGGUUGAACGAAGUUGGCGGGUCCAAACAGUUGUCAACCUUUGCUGAACUUUUUUGAAGAAAAAAUGAAAAAUCACAGUUUUGAUUUUUGUUCUUCAAUAUUUAUCUAUGUUUUUGGGAAGUUUGGAAAAGUUCACGGCGAAGAGCAGCCGGAAGUGACACAAUUGACACACGAGGUAAUGUGAUAAGUUUUUACCGUAUGCAUUUUUGGCAAUAAACACAGAAAACAUGCAAAAAAUAUCAAGCAAGCAACCACAUGAUCUACUUUCCUGAAUCACACUCUCCUAUAAUAUUGCUCUAUUAGUAGUAGUGUUUUGAGGCAGUAGUUUGCAGUAAAAUAUGGAAUACAUUACGCUACUUGUACGUACAUACGUUGAUGAACAAUAGAACUCGUAGAAGUAUUGUUAGACUGUUUCACGUAAAAAUAAUAAUAACCUGACAAAGAGUAAUAAAAAACAAAACAUAUUGAUAGAACCACGCAAAAGUAUUACUGAAUAUUUAUAUACAUAUAUCUUAGAAAACCUAGCUAUUAUUAGUGCAUCUGUUUGAUUGCAUAUUGAAGCAAAUUAGUAUUGUAAUUAUUGCCAAAUAAUUUGGCGUCAAACAAUAGAAAUAAAAACCAUCACAAUGUGUGAAGUAAAAUUACAUACUCGUAUGUAGUAGUGAUAGAGCACACCACUAUUUAUAUAUUAAAACUACCGCAGCAAACACUGUAGUAAAAUACACAAACACUCAAAAAAAAAAAAAACACUUACAUUCACACCCCCUUUGUAGUACUUUUACACCACUUUCCCUAUUUGCAACCCUGCGCGCAAAAUUUAGUUCGAACCACAUCAAUUCCCCCCUUCCGAAAAGUAAAAAUCCCUCACAAAUACAGGCACACACACACUUGAAACACCUAUCCACAAGUCACUUUAUGUAGCGUUUUGUAAGUGCUCUAGCGCGUUCCGCGAUUAGAACCCCCAAGCAUUGUUGAAAGUGUCUCAAACUACAACAACAACAAAAACAAUGUUUUUUUUGGGGGGGGGGAGUUUAGUUUGAGUAGUAGUCACAAGGUUGUAAAUUGUGUUAGCUUCUCGUGUGUGAGAGAACGACAUCACGCACACACUCAUCUUCACAUCAAACAUCGUGUCACAAACAACAGGAUGAGCAUUUGCAAAACUGAUAAAUUGAUCGCUAAUAAAACAAUGUAGAGAUUAAAGACAUAAAAAACGAUAGUUUUUUGAGUAUUGUUUUUUUUUUUCAUCUUCACUACCGUAGCUUGCGUAAGCGAAAGUUCUCGGCGAGAGAAUUUCGUUGAGAGUUGUACAUAUUUUCUUUUUCACGUUUUAUUUGUAGUUUCGCUAGGAGUUUGGUAUCGAGUGUCCGUAGUUAGAGGUUGAUUUUGUUUUAUCUCCAGUAGAUCUUCUUACAUUAGUUUAUCACUUUUUGACUUCCAGAUUGAAUGAACAGCACGACAAGGGGAUGAAUCGAAGAUCUAACUUUUUUUGACAGCCGAAUUGUUGGACCGUAGACCAAUGACUACCAUUUCAAAAGGUCAAAUAUUCUUAAAUAAAAAUCGAUGGAUCAGAAAAUUUCACAACUGAUCAUUUGGUACGGUAUGUCCACGCAUUCUUCUUCCCCUUCAGAUUCUGUGAAAUGUAAUCUGUUCACAGAAUCCUCUCUGCGGUUAAUGCAACGCAGUGGGCCUGACCGCUUUCAUGAGUGUAAUACAGCUCGAGGGGUCUCGAAAGUACGAACGGGGUCACUUUUUAGUUUGAAACCCUUUUUACACGGAGUUCACACACACACUAACGAACGUUUGUUUAGAUAGUGUGCUUGAGCGCCGUGUAAAAAGUGACAGUUCGUCACUUUUAAUUUUGACUUGGUUGGUACAAACGGGGUACGCACUAAAAAAAGUGUCAAACGAAAAAGUGACCAACCACCGGGGGUUGAGUGUACUAGAAAGUUUUUUGGACAGUCUGCGCUUAUUUUUGAUUCGAUUAGAUAGAUUAGAUUCGAAAAGAUCACAAAAUUUCACAAAUGUUUAGUGUUUUUAACGUUGAAAACAGGACCAUUCGAUUUAAAUGUUUAAAAAGCUUAAAUUUUUUUGUUUCUUUUUUUGAUUAAAAACUUAUGUAAAAAAAAUCAAGAAAAAUCAUAACUCGGCGGAAAAAUGUCCACCCAUUUCUAUGACUCAAAAGUUUUUAUUUUCAAAAAUUCAAAAAUAUAGAUUUUGAGAAAUUAGUUUUUUGUUAAAAUAAAGGUAAUAAAAGAAAUCUUUUUUCCGUGUACCAACAACUAUGUCGAAGACAACAAUUCAAUCAGAAAAUUCCUGCUUUUUUAUAUGGACAGCUGCCAAAAUUGUAUGGAGCCUCGUAUGGUUGACCAAAUGACACAAAAUGGCUUGUUUGCCCUCAACAAGUUUGAGCCAUUUCAAAAAAUAUAUAAAUAAAAUCCCUUUCCGGGUUUGUUGAAAAGUUGCAUAAAUGUUUCAUUUUAAAUUUGCGUUUUUUUUUUGUAAUUUUGCAGGGUUUACAGGGCUUUGAAGAAACUGGCAGUAAUCGUAUUUUUGUUUGGUAUAACAGAGUGAGAACUACUAUGUUUGACAGCUGUCAAAUUCAUUCACUGAAACUUUCGCAACGAAUGCUGAAGGCAUUUUUUUGGAGUUUUAAACCUCAAUUUACUUGUCACUACUGGACGAUUUUUUUAGUUGAAGCUACCGAAAGUAUUUAAUCACUGUGGAUCAUCGAUUAUUCCCCGUCAUGCUGUGUUUUCAGUUUUAAAAAAAUCAAGUAAAUUUAAUUGUUGUCAUGAUAUUAAAAAAAACAGACACCUUUUUUACAGACUUUUCGUAGCGCGCAUGAGAUCGCAAUUCUUGAAACAAAACAUACCAAUUAACGACAAUACUAGCUAACCCUAACCAUACCACACAUACGAUCCAUCUAACCAAACCUCCCUCGACUAAUCCACCUAAUAAUAGCGACACGAGCAUAUCACGACUAACUUUAGCCCUUUAAUCCACGUUCCCCUACAACAAUACAAACAAACAAACAAAACACAACACUUUAUGUCCCUACAUUUUAAGUAAACUUUUGAAGAAUGCCAACCCUACUUAGAACGAAACAUAACCUAUAAAUUGUACGUGCAUGAAUAGUCAAUACGUAGUAUUACUAAACAAAAAGACGCAAACUUUAUUAUCGAAGUAUAAAAUAAAAUGCUGUACUUCAAUAAAACAAGUAUUUGUAAAUGCUGGACGCACACAAACACACACACAAGCGCAAGUAAACCAGUAUACCACGUGUAAAAAUAGUAAUAAUAAAACCAACAUAAUGAUAACCGACCAUACACACAAUAGAUACUCGUAGUAGCGUGUAGAUGCAAAUGUGAUGUAACCUGUAGAGUAUUACGAUUAUGACAGUAACAGCAAACGCAAAAAACCGCGGCAAACCUGUGUUUUGUUGGUGUAGAUACUAUUGCUACUUCUGCAGAAUGAUCAGAACAAGAACAAUACACACAACACACAAUAUAUGAUGAAUAGCUGUCUCUCUAACUAUCUAUAGAAAAUAGUCCUAAUUGUAAGCGAUUUUGUCCUGUAAUAAGUUGGAACGCAAAACAAAUCCACUAAGAGAUUUUUUUUUCUUCUUAAAUUUACACUGUAGUUUUUAGUUUUCACACCCACUCGAGUAGUGUAUGCUUUAAGUGAUUGGCCGUAGCUUGCGCGCAAGCGAUGAUUUUGUUCUUGAAUCAUUUUACAUUUACAAUCUAGAUUAGUAACCUUCUUAAUCUCUAUCCUAAUCAGCGAUGGAAGCAUCCCGAAAAUUCCUUAUCGUGAUUUCAAAUGCAUCUUUUUUUUCUCACGAAAGAGUGAAGAGAGUACCGUUCUCUUUCGAUUUUUUCUCUCCCAGCGAGUGCUCAGUGAAACUCUCUUUUGAUGAAGAUGCUUCCAUCGCUGCUUUUGAACACAUAAUAUGAUCGUUUUUAAGAUUCCACCCCCUUUAGUGUAGCAUUUGUAAGUAAUAUGUAUCUCUUAAUUCCGAGAGUAUUUUGAUUGUGAACGGCACUCGGUUGUGUAACCACGUAAAAACUCUAGCGCGUAGGUUUGGUUCGUUUUAAUUUACACUAUCAAGCAAAGUAAAGUUUUCAUAUAAACUAUGAUAAAAAGUAUUCGUAGCUAAACCAUACACACAACACAACCACAAACUCAUGAACAAACAACAAUAACUACAGGAAACUAAAUAUUCUCGUAUAAUGUUUGAAGUUGAAAUAAAGUAUUGGUAGUUUAACGAAGAAAAAACACAGCAAAACAAGCGUAGUUAGUUGUUUUCUUUCGCUUUUCGUAAAAUCAUUUCUCUAGUUUGUUUAAUACCUUCAUCUUUUGUACUCUCCAUUUCUUACGUUGUUUUUUUUUGUUUAACGCAUUGUCCGCACUUGUGUUUUUCCUCCCCCCACCUCACAAGUUCUGUAAACAUCAUUCAUUUUCCCGUAGAUCGAACAUUCUCUAGUGUACCAUGUAAGUAUAACAUUAUGUUACUUCUGUAGAAUAAACACACAUUUACUUUUCAUUUGUAACAGAAAGAAAUGGCACUGCCAAAAGUCGAAAUCCGAACUGUUACUAACAUUUGUUUGUAUAUUUUUUUGUUAUUUUAUUUGUAGCCAUCAGAGAUAGCACGACGCGGAUGCAUGUUUUCUAAUAACUAUAUACGAAGUCACUGUUUAUUUUAUAAUUGAAUCUGGCAACCAACGACACUUGUUCUUUAUCCGUAUUAUAUAUAUUUGUUAUUAAAAACUUAAAUCAAGCGAGUUCACCCAACUUAACGAAACCUUCUUUCUUCUGUUCCCAUAACCUAAAAAAACCCCAAUCCAAAGUGUCCCACACCGUGCAGGAUCUGGUCUUCAUCUGGAACAUGACGGACCCGCUGGUGGUGAACCCGGAAAUUGAGCUGCCCCAGCUGGACAUUUCAAACAACUACACGACGGACUGCACGAUCGAGUACUCGACGGGGAACUUCACCUGCCUGGCGGUGGUGUUCAACCUGAGGCGGCGCCUCGGCUACCAUCUCUUCCACACGUACAUCCCGUCGGCGCUGAUCGUCGUCAUGUCGUGGAUAUCGUUCUGGAUUAAGCCGGAGGCGAUUCCGGCGCGCGUUACGCUCGGCGUGACCUCACUGCUGACGUUGGCCACCCAAAACACCCAGUCCCAGCAGUCGCUGCCGCCCGUUUCGUACGUGAAAGCCAUCGACGUGUGGAUGUCGUCCUGUUCGGUGUUUGUGUUUCUCUCGCUGAUGGAGUUUGCCGUCGUGAACAACUACAUGGGCCCGGUCGCGACCAAGGUGAUGAAGGGCUUCUCCGACGAGGACCUGUCGGAGGCGAUCGACUUCAACAACAAGAACGGCUACAACAAGACGCACCGCUCGUCGGACAUUCCGCAGUACGACACGUUCUGCCACGGGCGCGAAACGGCCCUUUGCAUCGACAAAUUUUCCCGCUUCUUCUUUCCGUUUUCCUUUUUCAUCCUGAACGUCACCUACUGGACGACGUUCCUGUAGAUUGCGUGUGCUUAAAGCUUGCGCCUCAGCUGCUCUCACUGCACUUUUGGUAUAGCGUUUAAGACACAGACACACUCUGACCCUUUAGGUUACAUACUCUAGUUACAGCUGACUUAGCCUAAGAAGUAAAAGGAAAAUAAAAAAAAACCAAAACAAACACUUACGGCGGGAUUCUUCUUCAUGUCGGUAAGGGUGAACCCACGUGGAUCCGAGUACGGGUCCCGGCUCAUGGCGCGCGUUGUCGGUGCCCUCUGGAAAAAAUGGUCGAAUUAUAAAUAAAUGUGAUAACAAUAAA
This is a messenger RNA of Culex quinquefasciatus (southern house mosquito), 7597 nucleotides long. Its product is annotated as glycine receptor subunit alpha-2. Gene Ontology annotation, biological process: regulation of membrane potential; signal transduction; chemical synaptic transmission. Gene Ontology annotation, molecular function: neurotransmitter receptor activity; transmembrane signaling receptor activity; chloride channel activity. Gene Ontology annotation, cellular component: membrane; neuron projection; synapse. Lineage: Eukaryota; Metazoa; Arthropoda; Insecta; Diptera; Culicidae. Bases 6661 to 7302 code for a protein of 213 amino acids. The transcript is spliced from 2 exons. The record is from RefSeq and is a predicted model, not a curated record.